Messenger RNA from Polistes dominula (European paper wasp), 1755 nucleotides. Its product is annotated as beta-1,3-galactosyltransferase 1. Gene Ontology annotation, cellular component: Golgi membrane. NCBI's taxonomy places the organism in Eukaryota, Metazoa, Arthropoda, Insecta, Hymenoptera, Vespidae. Gene Ontology annotation, biological process: protein O-linked glycosylation. The record is from RefSeq and is a predicted model, not a curated record. Gene Ontology annotation, molecular function: hexosyltransferase activity.
UGUAAAAUAAGCGACUCGUUAUGUACCAAUUUUUGCAUCCUCGUAAUCGCCCUUUACAAAGCCUCAUUCUUGGCUUGAUAGUUCUAACUUUUUAUGCUUACUAUCGUACCACCUUCUAUGACAUUCACCAGUUUGGUUCAGCUAGAAAUUUCAGUCACAACAUUUAUCAGGAUGCACUUAGAAAUCAAUCAAACCAUAGCAUAGAUAUCCAAUCGGUGCCCAAAAAUAUGACGUAUGAACCUUUAACUUUGAAUUCUUAUUCUCAACAUAAUGCAAGCAAUCCUGCAACAAUUAUCACUACACUUUCUACGUCAUCUAGUUCUCAAGUUUUGUCUUCCGUAAGCACCUCGCUUAAUCUGAAACAAAGCAGUGAAGUACCUUUAUUGGAAACAGAAAUAGUUGUCAAUACACGAAAGAGCAUUUCUGUAGUUUCUAAUGAUUAUGCACGUGCCAUAUAUGAAGCUGGACAUACCGUACCUAUACCAGAAAGAUGUCCAGAUUUUGGCAAAGAAAUGGACUUGGUUAUUAUUAUAAUGUCAGCACCUACGCAUGUGGAAGCAAGAACUGCAAUCAGACAAACCUGGGGACAUUUUGGACAAAGAAGAGACAUCAGUAUACUCUUUAUGUUAGGUGCUACUUUAGAUUCUAAAGUUGAAAAAGUACUUGAAAAAGAAGAAAGGAUAUAUGGUGAUAUAAUACGUGGAAAGUUUUUAGAUUCUUAUUCAAAUCUAACUCUUAAAACAAUCUCAAUUUUGGAAUGGGUAGACAGUUAUUGUUCCAAGGUGAAAUUUGUUCUGAAAACAGAUGACGAUAUGUUUAUCAAUGUUCCACGUUUGUUAGCAUUUAUAAAUAAGCAUGCAAAAGACAGAAGUGUUAUAUUUGGCAGAUUAGCCAGAAAAUGGAAACCGAUUAGAAAUAAGAAGAGCAAAUAUUAUGUAUCACAAACACAAUUCAAGCAGUCCGUAUUUCCAGACUUUACUACUGGUCCAGCUUAUCUAUUAUCUAGUGACAUAGUGAGAAAAUUAUAUGACGCAGCCUUGGACCAAACAUACCUUAAACUCGAAGAUGUUUUCAUGACUGGAAUCGUUGCGCAUAAACUAGGAAUUAAGCGAGUGCAAGCUAAUGAGUUCCUCAACAAACGAAUAGCAUACAGUCUCUGUAACAUACAACGGGGAAUAAGUAUACAUAUGGUGAAAUACAGCGAACAAUUCGAUCUCUGGAAGAAGUUGCUCGAUGGUAAGAGUAAAUGUAAGUGAUAAGAAUAGAUAGAAAUUGUAUACAUAAUAUUAGGAGAAUCGAGUGACAAGAGACAGGGUCCUUUGUCACUAAAAUUUGACUUGAUUCUCUCAUUCUAUUUUACAUUUAAUAAUUACCACUUUUUGGUGGUCUGCGAUAUAUGUAUAUUUUAUUCUACUUUUACGGCCUCAAUGAAUAAAUACUCUACAUAAUGUAGCCCAUAAGUAAUUUAAAUUAUUCUAAGUAUAUCAAAUAAUAAGAUUUUAUAUUUUAAGAAUUGGAGUCUAUGUUUUGACACAUAGUUAGUAUUUAUUGCGAGAUAAUAUGCCAGCAGGAUGAUAUAGUUUUUUAUUGUCAUAUAAUUGGUCUUCUUCUUUUUCCCAUUGAUAUAUAUUAUUAUUAAUAAGCUUAAAGCUUUUUAAUUUUCUAUGACGCAACAAAAAGGAAGAAGUGAAUUUCACGUUUAAACGCAUUUUAUAUCGCACAACUCUUACUAUAUAUGUUUUAAUAUUAAAAAAA